Messenger RNA from Phasianus colchicus (ring-necked pheasant), 3042 nucleotides. It is a transcript of the gene CORO7, whose product is annotated as coronin 7. Gene Ontology annotation, molecular function: protein binding. The record is from RefSeq and is a predicted model, not a curated record. NCBI's taxonomy places the organism in Eukaryota, Metazoa, Chordata, Aves, Galliformes, Phasianidae.
GAGAGCGCGGAGGUGCGAGGGGCGGCGGGGCCGGGCGAGGGGACGCUGCGAGUCGCUCCCCCUCGGCGGCUGUGCCGUGGUUGGCGCCCGCUGCCGCCCGCUCCCUCUCCGCCCGCGCUGGCGGCUGUGUUCUCGCAGAGGCCUGGAUCGGGGGUCUCCGAGCCAGCUCUGUUGCAUCCUAUGGGAACCACGUGAAGGCCAGCUGCCACUGGGUUGCCUUCAGUGCCGAGGCAGCAGGUGUGCUGGGCAUUGUGCUGCUGGAGGGCAGGGAUGGAGGCAAGAGGACUGUGUCUCAGCUCUGCUGCCACUCAGAUGCAGUGACAGACUUUGACUUCUCACCCUUUGACCCACUCCUGCUGGCCACAGGCUCUGCUGAUGAAACGGUGAAGGUUUGGCGCCUGCCUGAGGAAGGGCAGGAGCUGCCCAGCAGUGCAGGGCUGACGCUGGGUCCUGGCGGGGGCCCAGUGGACAUGCUGCAGUUCCACCCAACGGCGGAUGGCAUCCUGACCAGUGGCGUGGGGAAGCGGGUCACUGUGUGGGACAUGGGGCAGCAGCAGCCGCUGACAGCACUGGAGGCCCAUGGGGACCAGCUGCAGAGCAUAUCCUGGAAACAUGACGGCUGCCUGCUUGGCACCUCCUGCAAGGACAAGAAACUGCGGAUCUUUGACCCUCGAGCCAGCCCAGCUGCAUCCCAGAGCGUCCCAGGACAUGAGAGCAACAAGGACUCCCGGCUGCUCUGGAUGGGAGCCAGCGAUUGCCUCAUCUCCGUGGGGUUCAGCCAGAUGCGUGAGCGGGAGGUGAAGCUCUGGGACACGCGGAAAUUCAGUGGCGCGACUUUCACCUUGGCACUGGAUACCUCAUCUGGGGCCGUGAUCCCGCUGUAUGAUGCCGACACAGGGCUGCUGGUGCUGGCAGGAAAGGGAGAAAACCUCCUGUACUGCUUGGAGGCGGCAUCGGCUCAGCCUGCGCUCACCCAAGUCACUCAGUGCCUGAUGGAGGGACACACACGGGGCCUGGCCACCAUUCCCCGCCUGGCCCUGGAUGUCAUGGCCUGCGAGGUGCUCCGCGUCCUGCAGCUCACCGACACCUUCCUUGUCCCUGUCAGCUACAUUGUGCCUCGCAAGUCCAACCAGGAAUUCCACGAGGAUCUGUUCCCUGACUGUGCUGGGAUGCUGCCGGCCACAGAUGCCCAGUCCUGGUGGGCAGGGGACAGUCAGCAGGUGGGGAGGGUGAGCCUGCACCCAGCACGGAGACCCACGCAGACCUUCUGUUCCCCGCUCAUCGCCACCGUGCACAGCAGCCAGCUGCCCAAUGACGGCCCUGUGGAUACUGACCGCAGUGAGGGCAGUGGCUACUCUUCGCCCUCUGGCUCGCUGACCUCACCGAGCAGCGCCGGCGCCUCACUCUCCACCAGCACCGCCCCCUCCAGUGGCUUCAUCAGCAGCCCCAGCCAGAAGUCACUGCAGAGUAUUUUGGGGCCCAGCUCCCGCUUCCGGCACACACAGGGCACAGUGCUGCACCGUGACACCCACAUCACCAACCUGCGGGGGCUGAGCCUCACCACGCCGGGCGAGAGCGACGGCUUCUGUGCCAACCACCAGCGAGUUGCCCUCCCGCUGCUCUCUGCUGGUGGCCAGAUCGCUGUCCUUGAGCUCUCCAAACCAGGCCGUCUCCCCGACAUGGCUGUGCCCACCAUCCAAAAUGGUGCAGCAGUGUCCGACCUCUCCUGGGACCCCUUUGACCCACGGCGCCUUGCAGUUGCGGGGGAGGAUGCCAAGAUCCGGCUGUGGCGGGUGCCUGAGGGCGGGCUGCAGGACACACUGCAAGAGCCUGAGGCUGUGCUGAGAGGGCACACAGAGAAGAUCUACUCCAUCCGCUUCCACCCCGUGGCAGCCGACCUCCUUGUCUCCUCUUCCUAUGACAUGACAGUGCGGAUCUGGGAACUGGGUGCUGGGCAGGAGGUGCUGUGCCUGCAGGGACACACGGACCAGAUCUUCAGCCUGGCCUGGAGCCCUGAUGGGAGGAAGCUGGCGACAGCGAGUAAGGAUGGCCGGUUGCGGCUCUAUGAGCCUCGGUGCAGCCCCCAGCCCCAGCAGGAGGGCCCUGGCCCCGAGGGAGGCCGUGGAGCACGUGUGGUCUGGGUGUGCGGAGGUGAUUUCCUCCUCGUGUCCGGCUUUGACAGCCGCAGCGAGAGGAAGAUCCUUCUGUACCGUGCACAGGCCCUGCCUGAUGGGCCCCUCUCCGUUCUUGGCCUCGAUGUGGCCCCAUCCACACUCCUUCCCUUCUAUGAUGAGGACACCAGUGUUGUCUUCCUCACCGGCAAGGGUGACACCAGAGUCUUCCUCUACGAGGUGACUCCCGAGCCACCCUAUUUCCUCGAGUGCAACAGCUUCACCUCCAGCGACCCCCACAAGGGCUUUAUCUUCCUGCGCAAGACAGCGUGCGACGUGCGGGACGUGGAGUUCGCCCGGGCGCUGCGGCUGGGGCAGGGCAGCCUCGAGCCGGUGGCUUUCCGCGUGCCUCGUGUCAAGAAAGAGUAUUUCCAAGAGGACAUCUUCCCUCCGACCCGCGUGUGGUGGGAGCCGGCCCUGAGCGCCAGCGCCUGGCUGGGGGGAGCGGACGGGCAGCAGGGCCGUGCUGAGCUCCGUCCCGCCGACAUGGAGCCAGUCAGCCAGGCCCCGAGGGAGGCGCCCGCACGGAAGUUCGUCCCUGCGGCCGCGUAUCUGGGGGAGAAGACGGACGAGCAGAAGAAGGAGGAGGUGAGCGUGGGGACGGCGGGACCGCGGCCCCGUGACGCCCCGACCCACGGCCCUGCGUGUCCCGCAGCUCCUCAGCGCCAUGGUGGCCCGGCUGGGGAACCGCCACGACCCGCUGCCGCAGGACUCCUUCGAGGGCGUGGAUGAGGCCGAGUGGGACUAGGCCGCAGGCGGAGCUCACGGCGCCGCGCGGACCGCAGGCCUCCGCCGGAGAGGAGCCAUCUCAAGAGGACCGAGCCCGCCAUCGCAGCCGCUGCGGCCGCGCCAUUAAAGCCGCUGCAGCCCC